Messenger RNA from Galeopterus variegatus (Sunda flying lemur), 2763 nucleotides. RefSeq names its product BCL2-associated athanogene 4 (gene BAG4). The record is from RefSeq and is a predicted model, not a curated record. Gene Ontology annotation, molecular function: DNA clamp loader activity; DNA binding; protein-folding chaperone binding. Gene Ontology annotation, biological process: DNA-templated DNA replication; DNA repair. NCBI's taxonomy places the organism in Eukaryota, Metazoa, Chordata, Mammalia, Dermoptera, Cynocephalidae. Gene Ontology annotation, cellular component: DNA replication factor C complex; nucleus.
AUGGAGACCUCGGUGCUCAAGCAGCAGCAGCCAAUGCCACCCACGGCCAAGAUCAGGAACCUGACCAGGUUUGAAAAAUACUGGCCACAGACACUGAAUGAUCUUAUUUGUCACCAGGACAUUUUGAGAACCAUUCAGAAAUAUGUCACUGAAGGCUAACUGCCACACCUGCUUCUCUGUGGUCUUCCAGGGACAGGAAACACAUUGACCAUGCUAGGCUGUGCUAAACAGCUCUACAAAGAAAAAGAAUUAAGCUCUAUGAUCUUGAAGCUGAAUGCAUUAGAGAACUGAGGAAUAUAUAUCAUUUAGAGACCAGUCCUGAGUUUUGCCAGCACAAGGACAAUAUAAAAAGGCUUUAAACUAGUAAUCUUCGAUGAGUCUGAUGCUAUUACUCAAGAUGCCUAGAAUACUUUGAAGAGAGUGAUUGAGAAAUUCACUGAAAAUACCAGGUUUUUCCUUUUCAGUAUGUCAAAAGUCAUCCCCACCGUGUGACCCCACUGUAUGAGUUCCUGAUUUAAACCCCUUACUCCUGAACUCAUGGUUCCCCACCUGGAACAUGUUGUAGAAGAGAAAAUUGAUAUAAGUGAAAAUGGGAUGUGGAUGAAAGCACUUGUAACUUUUUCCAGUGGCUGUAAACAUUUUGCCGAGCACCAAAUGGCCUUUGGGAAGGUGACAGAGGAGACUGUCUACACCUGCACAGGGCACUCGUUCAAGUCAGACAUUGCCACAUUCUGGACUGGAUGUUGAAGAUUUCCCACAGCCUACAGAAACAUGGAGUUGAAAACUCUGAAGGGGUUGGCAUUAGAUGAACUGACAGAGAUACACUUGUUUGUGCACAGAGUUGACUUUCCAUUUUCAGUUCAAAUAAUUUAUUGACCAAAAUGAUAGACAUCAGAGUACAAUCUUUCUGUUGACACCGAUGAGGAGAUUCAGCUGAGUUCCCUCAUUGCUGCUUUUCAAGUCACCAGAGACCUGAUUGUUGCAGAGGCCUGGGCAUGGGAGCAGCCACCAUAUCCUAGCUACAAUUCUAACUAUUGGAAUUCUCCUGCACAACCUAGGGCUCCUUACCCAAGUACAUAUCCUGUAAGACCAGAACUGCAAGGCCAGAGUUUGAAUUCUUAUACAAAUGGAGCAUAUGGUCCACCAUACCCCCCUGGCUCUGGUGCAAAUACUGCCUCAUACUCAGGGGCCUAUUAUGCACCUGGAUAUACUCAAACCAGUUAUUCCACAGAAGUUCCGAGCACUUACCGUUCACCUGGCAGCAGCCCAACUACAGUCUCUCGUUGGAUGUAUCCCCAGCAGGACUGUCAGACUGAAACACCCCCUCUUAGAGGGCAGGUUCUGGGAUAUCCUACUUCACAGAACCCUGGAAUGACCUUGCCCCAUUACCCUUAUGGGGAUGGUAAUCGUAGUGUUCCACAAGCAGGACCAACUGUACGACCACAAGAGGAUACAUGGGCUUCUCCUGGUGCUUACGGAAUGGGCGCCCGUUACCCCUGGCCUUCAGCUGCGCCCUCAGCAUCACACGGGAGUCUCUACGUGACGGAAGGUACCUCACCAUGGUCCAGCAGUGGCUCUACUCCGUCACCUUCUUCACCACCACACCAGCAGCCCAAGGAUUCCUCAUAUCCCUAUAGCCAAUCAAAUCAAGGCAUGAACCGGCACAGCUUGCCUUGCAGUGUCCAUCAGUACGAAUCCUCGGGGACAAUGAACAAUGAUAAUUCACAUCUUUUGGAUUCCCAAGUCCAAUAUAGUGCUGAGCCUCAGCUAUAUGAUAAUGCCACCAAUGAACAUUCCAGCAAUCAAGAUCAAAGUAAUAGUCUUCCUGAAGAAUGUUUAUCUUCAGAUGAAGGUACACCCCCAAGUAUUAAAAAAAUCAUACAUGUGCUGGAGAAGGUUCAAUAUCUUGAGCAAGAAGUAGAAGAGUUCAUAGGAAAAAAGACAGACAAAGCAUACUGGCUUCUGGAGGAAAUGCUAACCAAAGAACUUUUGGAACUGGAUUCAGUUGAAACUGGGGGCCAGGACUCUGUCCGGCAGGCCAGGAAAGAGGCUGUUUGUAAGAUCCAGGCCAUACUGGAAAAAUUAGAAAAAAAAGGAUUAUGAAAGAAUUUAGAACAAAGUGGAAGCCUGUUACUAACUUGACCAAAGAACUCUUGAUUUUGGUUGAUUACCCUCUUUUCGAGAUGCCUGUUGAUGACAAGAAGCAAUACAUCCAACUUUCCUUUGAUUUAAAAUUUGAAAAACUGGCAAAGGAGUGAAAGAACAUUUUAGUUACGAGUUGCUUUCAGUUUUCAGACGAAUGAAUGUAAUAGGAAACUAUAAAGUUAUCAAUAUUGCCAAGUAGAACUCACUCCUUAAGAAAUUUAUGGAUAUCUUUUAGCUUCUUAUCAGCAGGAGGGAAAUACACUUUAUGUAACAGGCUUAUCAGAAACCUACCAGACAAGACUGGAUAUAAUGAGACAAACAGGCUGUUUUUUUAAACCUAUGGAUUAUUUGUCACAUUUUUUGUACAGUGUGACUGCUUUCAACAUACAUUUCAUGUGUAAAUUACAGUUUAGACUUUAGCCUUCUUGGACCUCUGUUUUGUUUUGUUAUUUGUAGUUCACAAAUACAGUAUUAUUCUCUAUUUCUUAGUACAUUUUGUAGUAAUAUGUUUAAUAUAAUUAUUCAAGAGACUGUAUUGACAGCUGGAUAGUAUGGCAAUUCUGAAUGAAUUUAUAUCUUUUCAUUGCUUCAAUAUAUUGUAAUGUGUAGUGAGCUCCA